This is a messenger RNA of Cokeromyces recurvatus, 1379 nucleotides long. Its product is annotated as histidine phosphatase superfamily. The coding region runs from base 36 to 1262 and encodes 408 amino acids. Gene Ontology annotation, biological process: dephosphorylation. Gene Ontology annotation, molecular function: phosphatase activity. The transcript has 9 exons. NCBI's taxonomy places the organism in Eukaryota, Fungi, Mucoromycota, Mucoromycetes, Mucorales, Mucoraceae. The record is from RefSeq and is a predicted model, not a curated record.
UUUUUUUUUUUCUAUUUUUCAUAAAAAAAAACGACAUGUCAGCUAAAUUACCCGAGUUUAAACAAGAAGAGUAUCCACACGAUUUAGAAUUAAAACUUUUACAAAUUGUUCAUAGACAUGGUGAACGAUCGCCUGUUAGAAGACGACUAGAAAAUAUUAUUCCAUCUAUUUGGGAUAUGUGUGAAGCAAAUAAUGCCAUGUUUGCUACAAUUACUAAAUUUGAAAAAGAAAAAGUCCAAGGUUUAGGCUCUGUUCGUAUGCAAAGAAUAAUUGAAACAAGUGAAACGGAGGGUCGUUCUUCUGUAUCAACUAAACCUGGCUCUUGUUAUUUUGGACAAUUGACGAAUUUAGGAAGAUAUAGAAUGACACUUCUCGGUGAACGUAUUCGAGAUUUCUAUAUUAAAAAACUACAAUUUUUACCUGAUUUAUUUGAUGAGGAAAUCAUUUACGUAAGAAGUACAGAAUACAACCGUACUCAAGAAUCAGUACAACAACUAGUAGCUGGAGGCCUUUAUCCAGAAGGUAAAAGAUCUGAUAAUUUCACUUUAAAACUUCAUGUUCGUGACCCAAGAGACGAUCUUAUGUUUCCCAAUCCAAACUGUUAUAGACUUCGUAUGUUAGCAAAGGAAUUUAAUAAAAGAGUAUCGAUUUUGUGUCAAGAUAAAUUUAAAACACUUUCUGAAAGAUUUAAAAAAUAUGUCGAUGAAAUCUCUUUGGAUAGUCACCCAUCAGCAAAUGGCGUUUUAGAUACUUUAAUUGCUGCUAAGGCUCAUGGAUAUAAAUUACCUACAGAUAUUGAUGAUGAAAACCUCUUGAGGGAAUUAGAAGAUGUAGUUGUUAAAGAAUGGUUUUAUGGUAAUAUCGUCUCAGAAGAAGUACGUAGAUUAAGUUUAGGUAGAUUGAUGGGUGAAAUUCGUGAUCGGAUGAUUAACAAGAUUAAUAAUGAAAGAGAAGAAAAGCUUAAAUUAGCUAUUUAUUCUGGUCAUGAUACUACUGUUGCUCCCCUUUUAAUCAUAUUAGAUGCAUUUGAUAAUAGAUGGCCUCCUUUUGGUAGCGCUAUUUUGUUUGAAUUAUUUAAACAAAAGGGUACAGAUGAACAUUUCGUUAGAAUUAAAUACAAUGAAAAAACUCUAAAAUUACCUGGCUGUGCCUCAAAAGGUAAUCAUAAAGAAGGUGAUCAGUCACUUUGCACACUGGAUGCGUUCAAAAAAAUAGUUAAAGAUCAAGUACCAGUUGAUUGGGAAAAAGAAUGUCAACUUUAGUAUCUUUUCCCUCCCUUCUCCUCCUCCCCCCUCCCAUCAUUAUUACGUAAUAUUAUCUGUCGUUGUUUUGAACUAAAACAUUUUUUAAAGAUUAAAAUUCAGUAUACGCUCGCAUUA